GGGGAGAGCGGAUAUAGUGAAUGCAGGGUCCGGGGAGAGCGGAUAUAGUGAAUGCGGGGUCCGGGGAGAGCGGAUAUAGUGAAUGCGGGGUCGGGGAGAGAGCGGAUAUAGUGAAUGCGGGGUCUGGGGAGAGCGGAUAUAGUGAAUGCGGGGUCCGGGGAGAGCGGAUAUAGUGAAUGCGGGGUCCGGGGAGAGCGGAUAUAGUGAAUGCGGGGUCCGGGGAGAGCGGAUAUAGUGAAUGCGGGGUCCGGGGAGAGCGGAUAUAGUGAAUGCGGGGUCUGGGGAGAGCAGAUAUAGUGAAUGCGGGGUCCGGGGAGAGCGGAUAUAGUGAAUGCA
This is a messenger RNA of Staurois parvus, 336 nucleotides long. The record is from the annotation of a GenBank genome assembly. Lineage: Eukaryota; Metazoa; Chordata; Amphibia; Anura; Ranidae.